AUGAAACUUGAGCGGCUUGGUGCAGCACAUUCAGUUGAAGAACAUCACAAACGAGAGAUCCAGCUGGGAUUCAGUAUCGGUUUCAUUACUGUAGUCCAUGGUGCAUGCGUAAACACUAAGGAGGAGCUGGUGGCUGCUUGGGGUGAUAGUCUGCACAACAGCGCUGACGGUCGCGGUUUACGAGAGUUGGUCACUUCGCCUCUCUCGAAUCGAUGGCUCGUAUUCCCAGAACGAGUGUUUCCACGGAUAUUCAUCCGCGGUAUCCAGCUCCGAUGCAACCUGCUUAGGACGAGAGUUAGAAGCGCUCGGCAUGGUCAUGGUGGCCAGACGAUCUUAUGUCGUGGAAACUGUGGCCAACCGGAGAGUUUGGUGCAUAUUUUGCAAUCCUGCUGGAUUACGCAUGAUGCCAGAUGUGCUCGUCAUAAUCGGGUUGCAAGGGAACUUGCAAAACGUCUCCGUCGACUGGGGUACACCGUCUUCGAGGAGUUGAGAGCCCCUACUUCUACGUCGUUCAUCAAACCUGACCUAAUCGCUGUUCGAGAUCGCCGUGCAACUGUAAUAGACGUCAGCAUAGUCUCGGAUGGGCGUGGAGUGAUAGUGUGGAAUGAGAAGAAGCAGAAGUAUGAUGCUGAUGAAUAUUCCCUCGCCAUAAUCUCAGCCCUACAUGCCAUCGGUUGUGAUGUCGACUUUUUGGUUCACCAACCGAUGAUCAUCUCUUAUCGAGGGAUCUGCUUUCCUCAGUCCGCUAAGGCUGUUAUUGGACUGGGACUUCCCAAGGUAGCAGUCAGUGACUUGUGUUUUCUUGCCAUUGUGGGCUCCCUACGUACUUAUGACACUUUUAUGCGUGGUACAUGGCGUUGA
Molecule: messenger RNA, 861 nt
Organism: Opisthorchis viverrini
Lineage: Eukaryota; Metazoa; Platyhelminthes; Trematoda; Opisthorchiida; Opisthorchiidae
Exons: 2
Coding region: 1-861 (286 amino acids)
Source: RefSeq, a predicted model, not a curated record